AUGACUGAUAAUGAUGAUAAAGAUGUUAAUAAAGACAUUAUUAAUAUGUCACCGAGUUUGAAAAUAAUUGCCACGGCUGUAGAAACAGGAUUUGAAUGCUUUUUCGAUAAUAAUCAAUCUGAAGUUAAAGACUUAUUUGUCAAACGUAAAAUUGAAGAUAUUUCUGAGCAAGGAAUGGCAUUUUAUGACUCUUGUGUAAAAUCAAUUUCAUAUAACGAACGACUUGGUAAAUAUGCUGAUGUUUUAACGAAUUUAAAAAAAUUUCUUGAUGAAAAUAUAUUAAGCAUUAUCAAAAAUCUUGAAGCUGAAUGCAAUAUCAUUAUGAAUCAAAUUGAAGAUUUAACAGCGGAUUACGAAAAUAUAAAAAUUAAAUUGAUAAAUAUUAAAAUUGACUUGAGAAAUCAUAGAAUUACUCGUGCUGAAUCAAUUACGACCAAAAAAAAUGAGGUUUUAUACUGUAAAAACAAGGCUAAUUUCUUUAAUAUUAUUUUGAAAACAAGUUCAGCUAUAUCAGCAACCAAAUUAAUGGUUGCAAUAUUUAUAAUUCUGAUGAUAGGAAUUGUGUUAUUACAUUUCAUUUCUGAAUCCUAUUCGAGUAAAGCAAAAAAAUUAGAAAAGGAAUUAGAGGAUGUAAAAAGUCUUGAUGAUCAUAGUAAAGAAGUUGAAAAAAUUGAAAAACAGUUAGAAUUUAUAGUCAAUCAACUAGGAAAAUUUCCAUCUUACUGGAAUUCUCAUAAGGUUCAUUUAGAAACCGUCAUUUUAAAGCUCCCAGAUAAAGAUUCCUGCGAAAUUUUAUCGUUUAUAGGAGAAUCGAUUAACGACAGGUGGAAAGAUGUGAAACAUGAAUGUAAUGAAUAUAAUAGAAUAGUAAGUGGUAUGAUUAAUAAAUGGGAUGAAAGAUUUAUUUCUUCAAGGUAUGUUUAA
Messenger RNA from Dentiscutata erythropus, 924 nucleotides. The record is from the annotation of a GenBank genome assembly. Lineage: Eukaryota; Fungi; Glomeromycota; Glomeromycetes; Diversisporales; Gigasporaceae.